Molecule: messenger RNA, 774 nt
Organism: Micropterus salmoides (largemouth bass)
Lineage: Eukaryota; Metazoa; Chordata; Actinopteri; Centrarchiformes; Centrarchidae
Product: scavenger receptor cysteine-rich type 1 protein M130-like
Exons: 4
Cellular component (GO): membrane
Source: RefSeq, a predicted model, not a curated record
AGGCUGGUGAACGGGACUAGUCUGUGCUCAGGGAGACUGGAGGUGAAGUCUAACCAGAGGUGGUCCUCAGUGUGUGAAGCUGACUUUGACCAGCAGGAUGCAGAGGUGGUCUGUAGGGAGCUUGGCUGUGGGGCUCCAUCAGUCCUCCAGGGGGCGCUCUAUGGAGAAGUGGAGGCUCCGAUGUGGACCAAAGAGUUCCAGUGUGGAGGCCAUGAGUCUGCUCUCCUGGACUGUAGAAGCUCAGGCUCAGCUAGAAACACCUGCUCACCUGGAAAAGCUGUUGGACUCACCUGCUCAGAGCCUGUCAGGUUGGUGGGAGGAGCCAGUCGCUGUGCAGGAACACUGGAGGUGAAACAUCAGGGAGACUGGAGACCAAUGAGUUACUCUGUCUCUGUCUGGACCCUGGAGACAGCAGCUGUUGCCUGUAGAGAGCUGGACUGUGGCUCUGCUGUUUCUGUCGGACAGAGAAAGGAGUCCACAUACAGAGCUGUGUGGUGGAUCAGGUCUGACUGUGUUCAGUCUGGAUCUCCUCUGAGGGAGUGCGUAAGAUCAUCUUCCUCUUCCUCCUUCCUGGAUGUCACCUAUCCAACAGUUCCUCUCAUCAUAUUGGUCGUCCUGCCGCUGACUCUGCUGCUGCUGUUGGUGUUGGUGACUGCUGCCCUUUAUUUCUACUAUAAGGCCAGAAGGAGGCAGGAAGACUUUGAGCUGGGUUAUCAUACCCUGUUUUUUUCUGCAGCUGAAGGAGGGCCGACUGAAGAAGAAGGAGCAGAGUAG